AUGGCACCUAAUCGCGUUUAUGAAGCAUGGAAAGGAAGUAAUAAAUUCCUGUUUGGAGGAAGGUUGAUAUUUGGGCCUGACGCUAAGUCAUUGCUUAUCAGUUUGGUGCUGGUCAUAGUUCCAGUUAUCAUCUUUUGCAUAUUUGUAGCAAGACAUCUUCGGCAUGGAUUUUCUUCAUAUAAUGCAGGAUAUGCUAUUUUGGUGGUGGCAGUUAUCUUCAAUAUUUAUGUGUUGAUACUUCUCUUUCUUACUUCUGCACGCGAUCCGGGCAUUAUUCCAAGGAAUUUACAUCCGCCUGAGGAAGAUUUCCGUUAUGACUCGUCGUCAGUUUCUAUUGACAUCGGGGGGCGGCAAACACCAAGCCUUCAGUUCCCUCGAACAAAGGAGGUAAUGGUCAAUGGCCUUCCUGUAAGGGUGAAGUAUUGCGAUACCUGUAUGCUGUAUCGUCCUCCUCGUUGCUCACAUUGUUCCAUCUGCAACAAUUGUGUUCAACGUUUUGAUCAUCACUGCCCUUGGGUUGGGCAAUGCAUUGGACUGAGGAACUACCGUUACUUCUUUAUGUUUGUUUCUUCGGCAACUCUUCUAUGCAUCUAUGUGUUUUCAUUCUCAGCUUUUUACAUCAAGGUUCUGAUGGAUCAUAAUCAUGGGACGGUGUGGAAGGCAAUGAAGGAAUCCCCUGCAUCUGUUAUAUUAAUGGCAUAUUGUUUCAUCGCGCUGUGGUUUGUUGGUGGACUAACUGGCUUUCAUUUGUACCUUAUUGGUACAAACCAGACCACCUAUGAAAACUUCCGAUACAGAGCAGAUAGCAGGAUGAAUGUUUACAAUCGGGGGUGUAUAAAUAAUUUUCGCGAAGUCUUUUGUACAAAAGUGCAGCCUUCGAAAAACAACUUCCGAGCUUUUGUUCAAGAAGAGGUACAGAGGCCACCUCCUCAUGUUGCUACCCAGGAACCAGAAUCAGAUACGAGAGGAGAUCAUCGUUCUAAGGUUGAAGAUGAUCUAGACAUCGGUGAAGACCUAUUGAAGAUAUCUCAGCGCCGGAAUAUUGAAGGAUUUGAUGAAGAAAUUCGGAGUAGAGGGAGCAAUGGACCUUACCAUAAUACUUCUGAAGGUGAUUCGGUUUUGGGCUCAGAUCGUCGAGCUCCAACAGUUCGAUCCGACGAAAGGCACUCAAGUCGGAGAAGAAGUGAAAGCUGGGAAAUUGCGCCCGAUGUACUUGCCAAUUCAAAUGUAACUGAAACUAGAAGCUAUGUUUCUUCGCGUCAAUGA
Molecule: messenger RNA, 1266 nt
Organism: Lathyrus sativus (Indian pea)
Lineage: Eukaryota; Viridiplantae; Streptophyta; Magnoliopsida; Fabales; Fabaceae
Source: the annotation of a GenBank genome assembly